Molecule: messenger RNA, 1653 nt
Organism: Sporothrix schenckii 1099-18
Lineage: Eukaryota; Fungi; Ascomycota; Sordariomycetes; Ophiostomatales; Ophiostomataceae
Exons: 2
Coding region: 1-1653 (550 amino acids)
Molecular function (GO): protein binding
Source: RefSeq, a predicted model, not a curated record
AUGGCUGUUGGUUGGAUCAACGUUUGCCCGGAAUAUCCAAAAGAUGUCGAGAGGGUCAAGGACGAACGUAUUAAAGCAUUCUUCAACAUCGCACCUACAGGUGCAAGACCGUGCAACUCCCAAAAUCCAUCGCCAAACUCAACGCAGCAAGACGAGCUAAAUCAUAUGGAGCAGGACGACAGCGGCGAUCUGGGUCGGCCGACAAGACUCUCCAUCGCGCCAAAUGGCAGCAAGGUGGCAUACCAGAUUCGAAAAAGAGCAAGAAGAGUCAGGGCAACGGAAACGGGGGAAGGAGUGGAAAUUGGGGAAACAACGGAAACAACGGAGGCUGACACCAGCGAGUGGACUUUCACAUCCAGCAUCUGGAUGGCCUACGCGGGCAAACAACACUCGGCGCGACGCGUUACGGACGGUUCAUUUGACGACCGCUCGCCGAAAUUGUCCCGAAAAGGAGGCUAUAUUGUGUUCAUGUCGGACCGGGGUCCAUUACGCUCGGAAGAUCAAAUGUACGCGGUGUAUCACCAUCGGCUUAACAUCGACGAGCUGCCAACGCCUCUUGAGUGCCAUUAUCCCUUUACUCAAUUUACCCUAUCCCCUUUCGGGCGAAUCGUCAUUGUUUCACAGCACGCGCCAUAUGCCUGGGAUCAGUGGUUCACUGGUGGUGGUAGAUAUAAUGCCACCAUUCACGGGCACGGAUUGGUGACGGCCGUGGCGGCGCGAGUGGUCUCAAAUCGAAAGUAUGGGCAGCCUGCCACGCCGCGAGAUGGCCACACCCGCGAUGUGGCUUUUCUGAGUCACUACAAGACCAACACAGAGCCUACACAGACCACAUCAUAUAUCUCGCUGGGUGGUGACAACCGGAAACCGAAGCGCAUCUCAUUGGCCACACAGCCUUAUGAUCAUGCGUUUCCGUUUGAAAUCGCCGACCUUGCAUGGGCGGGCACGACGCUCUACAUUCUGUCUAAAGAUGCUGGCUACGGUACGAACAACAACAACAACAACAACAACAACAACAACAACAACGCGGCAUCCUCUUCGUCAACCCCCCAAUCGACUCGGAAACCGACCAUCUACCGUCUCGAUCAUGUCGACGAUGUCGAAUUCACAUGUACAGAGGUAUAUGGGGCCGGGGAGGAUGAUGAUUACGUUGCUGGCAUCAGCGGCACGCGGGAUGACCUGCUCGUCCACACGCGCACCGAGGCAGGAGACAAACUGAGUUUGCUGCUCGCGGGUCGCACGGUUUGGCAGCAACAGGAAGCCAUUCUUGAGGCAGUCGCUGCCCGACGCAAAGUCAAAAUGCCCAACAGUAACGAAAUCGACUACAUGAUGACCGUUGUAGCCGUGAUCUCGGCAGACGGCCAAGUGUACUCUGCCAAGAUCAAGGAAAAAAUAAAGGAUAAGGCAAAGGAUGAGGUGGAGGAUGAGGUAAAGGAUGAGGUAAAGGAUGAGGUAAAGGAAGAGGUAAAGGAAGAGGCACAGGAAGAGGCAAAGGAAGAGGUAAAGGAUGAGGUAGAGGAUAAGGCCCAGGACCGCGACUCGGUCAAGUCCGAUAGCACCAUCAGUACGAUUCCAGCCAAGAAAGUACAACUUUCCAACCACGAUAGAGAUGGUUCACCACCGAUCGCACUUGAAGCAUCCGAGGCCACGCAUUAG